Sceloporus undulatus (fence lizard) is the source of this 12531-nucleotide messenger RNA. It is a transcript of the gene MICAL3, whose product is annotated as microtubule associated monooxygenase, calponin and LIM domain containing 3. Gene Ontology annotation, molecular function: protein binding; FAD binding. The transcript is spliced from 44 exons. The coding region runs from base 402 to 7328 and encodes 2308 amino acids. NCBI's taxonomy places the organism in Eukaryota, Metazoa, Chordata, Lepidosauria, Squamata, Phrynosomatidae. The record is from RefSeq and is a predicted model, not a curated record.
CUCUGCUUAUUUGGCAAGGAUUUCAGCCCCUGACAAGAAAACAAGAACAGAGGAAAACAGCAUUGCCUUCUUAUUCUGCCUCCACCUGUCAUUCCAUAGUUACUGCAUACUUCCUUUAAGGCAGCAACUUGCCUAUCCAUGACUAAUCAGAUGAAUCAUGUUUCCAAGUGGGAUGGUGGCUUUCCCAUUUACGAGAUCAAGAUUCAGUGAAAAUAUCAACCCAGUUGGGCAGCUGCUCAGAAGGAAAAUGUCAAUGUAGGGAUCGUUUGGAAAAGGAUCACUGAUGGUCAUGGAUUAAAACCAGGGAUUGUUGAUGAGCAAAAAGACAGCCAAGGAGACAGGCAGACUGGAAGGGAACAGCUGCCAAGGAACCAGGGAGGGCCAGUGGCUAAGCUGGGAGCAUGGAGGAGAGGAACAAGGAGAAGAUGAACCAGGCCCAUGUCCUCUUUGACCGAUUUGUCCAGGCAUCAACCUGCAAAGGGACUCUGAAAGCCUUCCAGGACCUAUGUGAUUAUUUAGAACUGAAGCCUAAGGACUAUCGUACUUUCUACCACAAGCUCAAGUCCAAGCUCAAUUACUGGAAAGCUAAAGCCCUUUGGGCCAAGUUGGAUAAGAGAGGCUGCCACAAAGACUACAAGAAAGGAAAAGUAUGCGCCAACACGAAGUGUCUCAUCAUUGGGGCUGGACCCUGCGGCCUUCGAACAGCCAUUGACCUCUCCUUUCUUGGAGCAAAGGUGGUGGUGGUAGAAAAGCGUGAUGCCUUCUCUCGCAACAAUGUUCUCCACUUGUGGCCAUUUACUAUCCAUGACUUGCGGGGCCUUGGCGCCAAAAAAUUUUAUGGCAAAUUCUGUGCAGGAGCCAUUGACCAUAUCAGUAUUCGUCAGCUCCAGUUGAUACUCUUGAAGGUCUCCUUAAUCCUGGGUGUUGAAAUCCAUGUCAAUGUAGAAUUCCAGGGACUUCUCUACCCUCCUGAGGAUCAGGAGAAUGAGAGGAUAGGUUGGCGGGCGCAAGUUCACCCAAAAACACAUCCUGUGUCAGAAUAUGAGUUUGAUGUGAUCAUUGGAGGAGAUGGAAGGCGCAACACUUUGGAAGGUUUUCGACGAAAAGAGUUCCGUGGCAAGCUGGCAAUUGCCAUCACAGCAAAUUUCAUCAACCGCAAUACCACAGCAGAAGCCAAAGUUGAAGAGAUCAGUGGUGUGGCCUUUAUAUUCAAUCAGAAAUUCUUCCAGGAUCUGCGAGAAGCUACAGGCAUUGAUCUGGAGAACAUUGUCUACUACAAAGAUGACACCCACUAUUUUGUCAUGACUGCCAAAAAGCAGAGCUUACUGGAUAAAGGAGUAAUAUUACAUGAUUAUGCAGACACCGAGCUGUUACUUUCGCGGGAGAAUGUGGACCAGGAGGCUUUGCUCAAUUAUGCCAGGGAAGCAGCCGACUUCUCAACUAAUCAGCAGCUGCCAUCUCUGGACUUUGCCAUCAACCACUAUGGACAGCCUGAUGUAGCCAUGUUUGACUUUACCUGCAUGUAUGCCUCAGAGAACGCAGCCAUGGUUCGAGAAGUGAAUGGUCACCAGUUGCUCGUGGCUUUGGUUGGAGACAGUCUAUUAGAGCCAUUCUGGCCAAUGGGAACUGGAAUAGCCAGGGGAUUUCUUGCUGCCAUGGACUCUGCCUGGAUGGUACGAAGCUGGUCUCUGGGAACAAGCCCUUUGGAAGUCCUUGCAGAGAGAGAGAGUAUCUAUAGGUUGCUGCCUCAGACCACUCCUGAGAAUGUGAGCAAGAAUUUUAGCCAGUACAGCAUUGAUCCUGUCACUCGGUAUCCAAACAUCAAUGUCAACUUCUUGCGGCCAAACCAGGUGCGUCACUUGUAUGAUACAGGAGAUUUGAAAGACAUACACCUGGAAAUAGAGAAUUUGAUGAACUCCAGGACACCAAAGUUAUCAAGGAAUGAAUCAGUGGCUCGCUCUAGUAAGCUCUUGGGCUGGUGUCAGAGGCAGACGGAUGGAUAUGCUGGUGUAAAUGUAACCGAUCUUACAAUGUCUUGGAAGAGUGGCCUAGCACUGUGUGCCAUUAUCCAUCGAUAUCGCCCUGACCUCAUAGACUUUGAUUCUCUAGACGAACACAGUGUAGAGAAGAAUAACCAGCUGGCAUUUGACAUUGCUGAGAAGGAGUUUGGAAUCUCUCCAAUCAUGACUGGCAAAGAUAUGGCAUCAGUUGGUGAGCCAGACAAGUUGUCCAUGGUCAUGUAUCUCACACAGUUCUAUGAAAUGUUCAAGGACUCCCUCCCUUCCAGUGACAAUCUGGAACUGAAUGCAGAAGAAAAAGCUGCUUUAAUUGCUAGCACCAAAUCCCCAAUCUCAUUCUUCAGCAAAUUGGGCCAGAGCAUCUCUCGGAAACGAACACCAAAGGAUAAAAAAGAGAAAGAUCUAGAUGGUGCAGGAAAGAGGAGAAAAACAAGCCAGUCAGAAGACGAAGACACUUCCAGAAGCUACCGAGAAGAGAGGCCCACCCUGGUUAGUGCCCUGACGGAGAGAAGAAUUGAUGCUGCCAUUGGGAAUCAGAAUAAAGUGAAGUCCAUGGCAACACAGCUGCUGGCCAAAUUUGAGGAGAAUGCCCCUGUACAGUCCUCUGGCAUACGAAGACAGCCUUAUCAAGAACGUGCUCUCAGCCAUCCAGCCUACCGACAGAGAGAGCAGGGUCGCCUUGCCCCAAUACCUCAGUGGAAACAGAUGAGGAAAAAGGAACGUUCUCGGACCUGCCCCAAAAAAGUGAUCAUGCUCACUUCCUCCUCCAUUUGCACUUCCUCUCCAUGGUAUCCCAGUUAUCAGAGAAACAAGGAACUUCAUGCAGACCGAGCUGGAAAACAGAGUCCCAGCCAGCAAAGGAGACCACAUCAGUUCUCUUCAGAUGACCGUGUGCCAGAGCGCACGCUUACCAUUGAGCAAAGGGCAAGCCAGCUGGCUGCCCUCCUGGAGCAAAGGCCAACAACCAGGCAUCAGCCAGAGACUGAGCGAUCUCGUCGAUCUGUGGUUGAACAGUGGGAGCUCUCCUGUAGCCUCCGCUCUUCCAGCCGCCCUUCUUCUCCUUCAUCUGAUUCCUUCAGACAGAAGUAUAUAAAGAUGUAUACAGGAGGCGUGAGCUCAUUGGCUGAGCAGAUAGCCAAUCAGCUUCAAAGGAAGGACCAGCCUAAAACCCUUCUAGACAAGAAGGAACUGGGUUCAUUGAAAAAGGAGUUCCCUCCAAAUUUGGGAGGCAGUGACGUCUGUUUCUUCUGCCACAAGCGGGUCUAUGUGAUGGAAAGGUUGAGUGCUGAAGGCAAAUUUUUCCACCGCAGCUGCUUCAAAUGUGAAUACUGUGCCACCACUCUGCGUUUAUCAUCUUACGCCUAUGAUUUGGUGGAUGGAAAAUUCUAUUGCAAGCCUCACUACUGUUACAGACUUUCAGGUUAUGCACAGAGGAAGAGACCAGCAGUGGGCCCUCUGUCAGGAAAGGACAACAAAGGGACCCAGCAAGACAACAUGGCGGCUGAUGGUGCAGGACGUGCAAACUCCAUCUCUUCGUCAUCAGAGAGGACCCCAGCACCCAGUGUAAAUGGCCUAGAGGAACCCAGUCUCGCCAAGAGAUUGCGCGGCACACCAGAACGAAUUGAACUGGAAAAUUACCGUCUCUCAGUACAACGGGAAGAGGAAUUAGAAGAGGUCCCUGAAGAGACAUUGGCGGAGCACAAUCUAAGCAGCGUGCUCGACAAAGGAACAGAAGAGGAUGUGCCUAGCAGUAGUUCAGAAUCUGAGAUGGAGGAGGAAGAGGAGGAGGAAGAGGAUGAAGAGCAGCCACAGCAACCGACUUCUGAUCUGGGAGGAGUGCCUUGGAAAGAGGCUGUGCGGAUUCAUGCCAUGUUAAAGGGCAAGAGCGAGGAAGAGCUGGAGUCUGAGAAAAAUCAUGACAAAGAAGAGGAAGAGGAGGAGGAAGAGGAAGAAGAAGAGGAAGAAGAAGUAGAGGAGGAAGAGGAGGAGGAGGAGGAGAGAGAAGAAGUCUCCAGUGAAGAGGGAGAGUAUUACCCUUGGGAGAGAGAACUUCAGCAAGGCCUCUGGCUUCAACGUCUUUCCAGUGAAGAGGACACGGGUACAUUUAAAGCUGGAAACCUGAGGCUGCAACAGAUAGUAAAUCCGAUUGAUCCCUUGGAGAUCUUGGCAGAUGUGCAUUGGACACACAUCCGUCAGAAAGAGGAGGAGGAAAAAGUGGGCCCUACGUCUAUGUCCUCCACCUCCAGAGCAUCUGACCUUCCUUCCCUACGCCAUGAUGCAGUGCAGGCGUGGCUGGAUGCAGCCCCAGGAGCCCUGUGUGAGGAGAAUGAUUAUGAGGAUGAAGUGGGCAGUGAGCCUGCAGAAGCUUUUGAAGAUGGAGACACAGGUGCCGAGCUGGAUGAUGAUGACAUCCCAUCUGAUGCAGAAGCAGAAUGCCGCCUCCAUCAAGAGGAGCCUGAAGACCUGAAGCUGAAAGUCUCUGAAGACAAAGAGUUAGAGGCAGAGACAGCUGCCCCGUGCACUGUAACUGAAGAUCCCUACAAGCCUUGUCAGCCGGCUGAGUCACCAUGUGAGAGGGUUGUUUCUCUUUCUCCAACUGGUAACCACACGGAAAAACAGAAAGAGGACUCAAAGGAACAUCUUGUGACCAUGCCCUGCAAAGAGAACUCCUCAGAUACACACUUUUUCCCUGAGCCAUUCCUCCCAGAAGACAAGAAUGAAAAACAAGACAAGAGCCUUGAUGAUGAAAAAGUCAAAAGUCCACCUGUCUCACUCUCUCCAAUUCGGUCCCAGCCAGUUGCUCUGCCUGAGGCCAUUGCACCACCAUCACCCAUGAAAUCACAACCAUCUUCACCCACUGUACCUACAUCUCCACCUGCUACCCCUCUGCCUAUUUGUUCACAGCCUUUGCCCUCUGGUGAAGCAUCAAUUCCAUCUCCAAGGGAGCCACCAGUGUGUUUUCAACCAGUCCCAGCAUUAACUUCCACUCCUUUGGCCAAACUUGCCCUAAAAAGUCAAGAUGGAGAGAUGGAAAAACUUCCAAGUCCUACGUCAGCAGAAGAGGCUUUGAAAAGGAGUAACCUUGUGGAGGAAUUUUGGAUGAAGAGUGCUGAAAUCCGGAGAAGUUUGGGUCUUACCCCCGUGAACAGAAGCAGGGGAUCAGACCCAAGCUUUACCAUCUCACCCCUUGAAUCUUCCCCUCUUAAAUCUUAUACUCCUGAUGGUGUUCCAGAAGACAAAAGUAUCCACCUUGUAAAACCACAGCCAGCCCCAAGGAAGCCACUCACCCCAAAGCUUGAUGAGCAGUUUUCUUUGCUGACACCAAAGUCUCCAUCAGAGAGAGAGCUGAAAAAUUCAAAUGAUGUUAAAAGAGAUUUGUCCAGCAGUUCUGGACUAGGUCUUCAAGGCAGUUCAUCCAACAUGAGGACAUUGGCCAGCCAAAGUUUCAAUACUUCUGAUUCCACUAUGCUUACUCCCCCAUCCAGCCCUCCCCCACCACCACCUCAGAAUGAAGAGCCAGCAACGCUGCGAAGAAAAAGGCACCAGGCAACUUGGCAGAAUGAAGCAGAGUCUAGGCCAGCUUCCAUGCAAACACCGCACACACCACCAGUAAAUGAACAGAUCCGACCAGCCAAGGACUCAUCCCAGCCUCCCAGAGAGGAAGUGAGGAAGUCAUUUGUGGAGAGUGUGGAUGAGAUACCAUUUGCUGAUGAUGUAGAGGACACUUAUGAUGAAAGGACUGAGGAUACAAGCCUUCAUGAAAAAUAUUACACACCACCCAGCAGGCCAAGGCCAGAGAAGCCUCUUCACCUUCAUUUGGUUAAAGAAAAUGGUGGGCUACCAUCAAUGGAAGGAGGAAGUCAGCAAAAGAGAGGCCUCCCUCAAGUCUCUGCAGAAGCUAAAGAACUAGCUGAGGAGAGAAUGAGGGCCAGAGAGAAGUCUGUCAAAAGCCAAGCCUUGCGUGAUGCAAUGGCUAGGCAGCUCUGUAAAAUGAAAGAUCUGGAGAAGGCCAAUGCUGCUGGCACUGCCAAACUGUGCAAAGCAUCUACCUUACCCUCAAAGACCAAAGAGAUGUUUUUUGAGUCCCCUAAACAUUUGGGUAUGAAAGCUGGGGAAGGUCACACGCUGAAACAUGAGGGUAGUAGUGACAGGUUCUUCUCACCUUUUGCAGACAUCAGUGGACAUGAUGGGUCAGUCACAUCCUCAGAAGGUUCUGGUGGAAAGAGUAAGAAAAGGACUUCUCUUUUUUCUCCUCGUAAGAACAAAAAGGAGAAGAAGUCCAAGAACGAUAGCAAGCUCUCUGACAAAUCCAGUAGUGCAGCUGAGGAAGCCACCAAACCCAAAUCAUUGUGGAAGUCUGUAUUCUCUGGUUAUAAGAAAGACAAGAAGAAAAAGACAGAUGAGAAAUCUUGUCCUAGUACACCUUCCAGUGGAGCCACAGUGGAUUCUGGGAAAGUUAAGGCAUCUCCAUUGAUUAGAGCAACAGAUUUACAAAUGCGACGACACUUAAGCUUCUCUGAGGAUUCUGACCUUUCCAAUGAUGAUGUAUUGGAACGCUCAUCACAGAGAUCCAAGCGUGAGUCGAUUUACGUACCACACGCCUUGGCAUUCAAGAGAUCAUACGCAUCAAAGAAAGCAUAUACGGAGGAUGAGCUUAACGCCAAACUGACCAGACGAGUGCAGAAAGCUGCUCGCCGCCAAGCCAAGCAGGAAGAACUGAAAAGAUUACACAGGGCUCAGAUUAUCCAACGGCAACUGGAACAAGUAGAAGAAAAGCAGAGACAGCUUGAAGAAAGGGGGGUUGCUGUUGAGAAGGCUCUUAGGGGUGAAGCAGACUAUUGGGGAGAGUCUUAUUACAGUGACCUCAUCGACUUGCACCUGGGUGUUGAGCCCAAUGCCGGGACACCACGCCGUAGACCUCUCUCCUUCUGCCCUUGCUGUGCCCACGAAGGCAUGGGGAAGAAGGAUGACCCCAAGUUGAUGCAGGAGUGGUUCAAGCUGGUGCAGGAGAAAAAUGCCUUGGUGCGCUAUGAGUCGGAGCUGAUGAUAUUUGCUCGGGAGUUGGAGCUUGAGGACAGGCAAAGUCGGCUACAGCAAGAACUUCGGGAGAGGAUGGCAGUAGAAGACCAUCUGAAGACAGAUGAUGAGCUCUCAGAGGAAAAGAGAAUCCUGAAUGAAAUGCUAGAGGUGGUGGAGCAGAGGGAUUCUCUUGUGGCCCUCCUAGAAGAGCAGAGGCUCCAGGAGAAGGAAGAAGACAAGGAUCUGGAGGCUGUUAUGCUAUCCAAGGGAUUCAACUUGAACUGGUCUUGAACUCCAUGCCAUACUCAACUGCUGAUCUGCAUCAUCCAGCUGGCAUAUGCCACAUUGGCCAGAGCUGUCUGGUUGAAGGAGAUGUCUUCAUGCAGGAACCUCUUGAGAGCUCCUGCAGCACCUGACUGCUUGAGUGAGCAGCUUCUUGCUGAGAGGAGUUGGUUAUAAAGGUGCUGAGGCCUGUGUGAAGUCUGAGGUGAUGGCUGGAGGUUGCGUGCCUUCCUCAAGGACCUGUGUGAGAGGCCAUUGAGUUUUUGUGACCUCUGGGAGAGGCUAAAAAAAGAGAGGUUUUUUUUUAAAGUUAACCAAUCUCAGUGGUGCGUAGCGUAUCUGUUUCAUAUUUACACAGGUAGUUGUGUUCUUGUUUUUGUUCGUUUGCUUGGUUGAAAUACAUCAGCUGCUCUCUUUUGAGACAUCACCUUGCAACAACCUUUGAAUGAGCAACUUAUUCACUGCUCCAGAGCACGUUGUGUUACAUGUUGAAGGUUCUCCUCACCAAAGAAGCCUGAAGCUGCCAUUAUUGUCUGGGCAUGGAGAAGACAGAGAGGAUUGGAAACUUGGAAGGUUCAUUGACUUGAAGUACUUAUCCCUUAUAGUUUCUACAAAUGACACAGGUGGGCUUACUUUCAUCACUGUAGCCUCUGUGAGUUGCCAUUGUUCUGAAGGGGGACCAGUGUUUAGCCAUUCCCUCUCUGCCAUGUAUUUCACUAGACUGAAGAGGAUUGUUUUCCUUUCUCCAUUGUCAUGAGACUGCUCCAUUGUGAACUUUGUGCUCAUUUGGACACUGGAACACGAACAUAGGUUAAUUGAGAAACAUUUCAAGGGAGCUCUUAGAUGAAAGCCCCCUGCUUCAACUCCGCUCCCUCAUGGACCCUUGAAGAUUGAUCUGUGGGUCUUUUUGUUCUUGUGUAUUGGGGAUGGGGGGAUUUUUUCUUCUUUUUUGCACGUUGGAAAUGAAGCAAAACUCCUACCCUGGCCCUUUAGUCACUUUAGACCCUUUAAUAUCCAUUAACUUAUUUUUAAUACUUGAAAGAAGAUUUGGUUUUGUACCUUUUUAAGAAGUGUGCAGACGAAUGAGUGGUGAAUCUGUGUGCCUGCUGCAUCCCUCAACUUCUGUGUUUGUUUUUAAUUUGCUGAUCCCCCUUCCUUUCUAUCUAUUUAUUAGAGUUCUUAUUAAUGGCAUUACUGUUAAAACACUACAUUUGAUCCUGGAGAGGAGAUGCUUUUAAGUUCCAGGCAAGUGAUUCUACUUGGGCCUUGAACCUGCACUACAUUGAAGGGUUUCUUCUUGAUAAACUCCUGCAUCCUCAUGGAGUGGGAGGCUAAGAAUCUGAAAGCAAUGAAGACAGAUUUAUUUCCUGUACAUCAUAAACUUUCUUGUCUGUUUCCUAAAGUUGGACAAAGUCAUGCUUGUUUUGUCUACUGCUGUCAUGUUUCUGUGACUAGAAUGGUGGCAAUACCACUCUUCCCUUGUAGUACCUUAUAGUCUGCCUGCAAGAAAAGGAUUAGCACAAAUCCCACUGGUUCAUGUUCCUGAUUUCCUCCAAUUUGUCUUGGGAAGGGAAUUGAUGGUCCUGUCCCAGUGUAACAGCAAAUAGGACACAACAAAGAAUUAUCUAUCACCAGCUGAGAUGUUCUAUAAGCACACUAUGUCCUUCACCAUAACUUUCUUAAAGAUGCCAACCUGCAGCUCUUAGAAGGUUUCAUUCUUAAUUUUAAAAAAAAUCCUUGUUGAUUUAGUAUAUAUUUAAAAGGUUGCUGUUUAUUUAUACCCUAUACAUUAUUAAGCAAAGCAGGAUGGUCUCUAAAGUGAAUUGUUUGUAUCAGCUAAGAUUGCUAGAUUUAAUACAUUACAAGGUUCCUGUGUUGGUAAUCAAACAGAAGAGAGAACUUCUGCAGAUUCAGCUUCUCCCAGCAUUGCAGCAAUCUGACAGGAAAAGAUAAUCCUGCUGACAUUCUCCUUGCUACCCAGUUAAAGAUGUGGGGUCUCUGUCAGCCUAGCAACAGCAAGAGUACUUCAAGGUUUGCUAGCCAGAGUCUGAUUAAUUAUAGUCUCCAGUCUUCUUUUUUGUUGUCAACAGCAAGGGAUUGUACCCUUUCCUGUUUUGGAGGCCUUAAUUUCAAUUUUUUUUAAUUUUUUAAAAAUAGUAUAUCUGCUAUAAUUUAAUGUUCAUCAUUAGAGGCCUUUCUUUCUGGAAAGCCUCAAGUUCCAGAAAACUAGACAGGUCUAGCUUAAAUGCAUAUGUUCUUUUCACUUUCAGCUAGCAAGGAGGGAUUUCCCUCUUAGUUCUGUUCAAAAUAAUGUAUCCAGAUGGAAAAGAGGAUUGCAUGUUGUUACUCACAUUCAAGGAACUGGACUAGAGUUCUUCAAGGACCUCACUCAUAAAUAUUCAUGCAUCCCAGCAAAGCAACAGGGAAAAUCAAGUCUUUUCCCUUCCAGACUAAUACUCGCUCACAUGGCAAGUUGGAAAACCUGUCUGUGAAUGGCUUGCCUGUGCCUUUCAUAGCAGCCUGGCAAACAGGUUAACUAUUUUGUUGUGCCAUUUCAGUGCUGUGACUGCUAAACAUGCCUGGCCACUUUGCAUCUUCAGGCAUCAAGGUACAAUGUACCCAUAUUUGGGGGGAAUGCAAGACCUGUGGUAAUUCUCAUUCAAGGUAUGACCAUCAUCUUCCUUUAUGUAACUCUGAUUUCUUUUAUUGGAUUGAAGUAGUCAUUGCAUUUCCUAACACUACAAAAUAGCAGAUAAACAACUAGACCAAAACUAGAUGUACAAGGAGAUAAUGUACAGCUGCUCCUUAGGAAGCUUUGUAGGAUCAAACAAAUAUUACGCCUUUGGUUAACCAAUGUUUCUUGUCUUCAGAAUCAGUUUAUGCCCCCCCCCCAAAAAAAUAUGUGCUUCAUUUUUUUAAAAUAGCCUUUUUGAAUUGAUGUUUUUUUUUGGGGGGGGGUUGUAAAGCAGUUCUUUUCAUUUCUCCUGCAAUUGGUAACAGUCUUAAUCCUCCCCUACCCAGUAAUAAACUCUGAACUGAAGCAAUAAAAUAAUAAAUCAGGAGGUGGUAUCCCUCCUAUCCUAGUAGGGACUAUCAGUAAAAAUCCUGUUUGUGUUCUGAACAUGAUUGCAAACAGAAAACUGUUGGCAGUCAUAUAUAUGGGAUAUGCAUCUUUUUGGUUCUUUCUGCAAAAUGUUGUGAAAUUAAUUCUUGUCUCUCAGUCUAUACUUAAAUUGGACAAAUCCUCUUCUUGCCGAAAGAGAAUUAUAGAACAGCAUCCCCCAAACUGCUGUCCUCCAGAUGAGUAGGACUAAAACUCCUGUAAAUUUUAUCUAAUUUAGAGAGUUGUCAUGGAUGUUGGAAAUUUUAUUCCAAAAUAUCUAGAGGUUACCAGGUUUGGUCUAGAAAGAGAAAGAAUGGAGCAAUGUUUUAAAACUCUAAUCUACCCAAUUUUUACAAGCAUGUUGAAGUAGAUCAGGAAGGUCCUGAAGGAGACUGGCAAAAUUCAUAACAAAUAUAAGAGUGGAGCAAGAAGGAUUUAUGUGCUCAUGGACUCAUGCCUGUUCAUAACAUGCAGAAAGAAGAAGAUAAUAUGAAUUCACUUAUGUUGGAACAUCAGUCAUCAGUUUCCACAUCCCUUAGAAUUCAGUAGAGAGAGACUGUCAUAAAAGACAGAACUGACAUUAAGCUGCUGUAUGUCUAUGAUGUGGCUAAGUCUUAUAGCUAGUUCAAAUUUAGUGUUUACUAAUUCUCAUAUGAAAGGCAUUGUAUGGCUUAUAUCCACCUUUGCCAACUGGGUGACCUCCAGAUGUGUUGCAGCUUCCAGAAUCUCCUAGCCAUUAUUACAGACCAACACACCUAGAGGGCACCCACUGGGUGGGGGAAAUCUAGUUUACAUUUUUGCUGUUCUGAAUGCAGUCGGUUACAACAGAACUGGGAACAUGCCUCUUCCUUGUAAGGUGGUAGAAACAAAGCUAGUUUCCAUGCAUUUUUAUACUUGGGGUUUAUUUGCUGUCAAGAAGGUAAGAACUGUGUCCCUCCAGAUGUUUGCAGAUAUAACUCUCUUCACCUCUAACCAGGAUGGCCAGUGGUAAGGGAUAAUGGGAAGUGUAGUCCAAAAGCUUAUGUAAGACCACAGUUGGCCACCACAGGCACACAUUCUUGUUCCUUUCCAGACUGCUUAAAUAUAGCCCCUUGUGCAACGAAGAGAACAACCUCUCUCAGAAGUAGUACAUUUUAGCUUCAAAACUACUUAUUUCUGCUCAUCCACCUUUAGCUCAAACUUCAGUUUGGUAGCUGAGACCUAAACAUGCAGACAAGACAAUUACUCUAAAGCCAAGGCUGGUGGUACCAGGAACAUUGACUGCAUGUCCUCUGUUGUAAUACUUUGUAUUCACCGUGCUCAACUUUACAGUCAAAACAGGAGGGUUUUUUGUUUUUAAAUGCAGUGUCAGGCUCUCCUUUUAGGACGUGGUGCUAAUGCAGAAGUAACAAGCACACAUUGUACCCUCUGGGUUUUUAAUCUGUUUAAUGUUUUUUAAAAAAUACAUUGUGAUCCAGAGCAUUUUUAAGCAUCCACAGUUACAUCUAGAAUUGCAUGAUCAUCUGCUACCACCUAAGGCUAAGAAGAUAGCAAACUCCCAACCUGCCACUCCUUCAGAUUGGAUCUAAGAAAAAUUAUUUAACAGAAUGUUUACAUUUGAACUCUGAAAGGAAAGCAAUGUGUUUGUUUUCCAGCGUCCUAUAUUUUAAAAAAAGAAAGAAAUUGCUGUGAGUUGGGAAUGUUAUUUGCAAUUUUUUUAAAAAAAAUGAAACAGCUUGCUUGAUAUUAAAGAGAUCAGAAGGGAUCAUGUACAGAUGGUGUUGCCGUAAUUUAAUUUUUAAAAAAAUAUAUAGAAGUAUGUAUGUGAAAUCCAGUCUAGAUGAAGGGAUUUAAUGUGGUAUGUUCCCCUUGGGACAGGUGGGAACUCUGAUAUUCAGACUGUUUUAUAGUUGGCCUGUGUGCAGUGUAACAGGAAAUUGUGUACUGUACUUUUUUCAUGUUUAAAACUUCCUCUAAUCCCCACCUACCCUCUCUGACUUCCCAUUUUGUUGCAUUUCAUUAUGUUUGUUCUUAUGCACUCUUGCUUUGUUGGUGUUGAGAUUUUAGCACCUCAGGUCGCCAGCGGAACUAAAAAAAAGAGAGAAAAUAAAAUCAUUAAUUUUUUUCUUA